CGUCCACUGCCUUCUCAGACAUCAUCUAAAGACACCAUCUGUCAGAUUUUGAAUAAAGAAAAUGGACAUCUUAUAUGUUGUCCUGCUCUUGUUUUCAGUCCAGUGGUCCUGGGCUCAGGAAGACCCUCUUCUGCCUUUCUCUGAACACCUGGACCCCGAGCACAAUGUGCGACUGAAGUGGGGAUUUGAUGAGAUCCAGGGCACCAUCUUGUUUGAGCUCACGGUCAACACCAGCGGCUGGGUCGGUUUUGGCUUCAGCCCCAAAGGAGGAAUGACUGGAGCCGAUAUGGUCAUUGGAGGAGUUGGACCUAAAGGCACUUACUUCACGGAUCGUCAUGCUGUGGGGAAUUCAAUACCAGUGAUUGACCAGAAACAGAACUACAUACUCUUGUCUCUGAACGAGUCUAAUGGGAGAACAGUCAUGAAGUUUCAGAGGUCCAUCGAGGCUUGUGAUGAAAAUGAUUUAACCAUCACUGAUCUCCCCAUGAAGCUGAUCUAUGCGUACGGACAGACUGAUGACAUUAUGUACCACAGUAAUCGAAGAGGCACGAAGGAAGUGAACCUGUUGAAGUACAUGCCUCGUGUCAACCCUCCAAACAGCAAGUAUUUCGACAUGACUAUGGUCAAUUUUACUAUACCAACCAAUCAAACCCACUAUCACUGCAAGAUCAUGAAAGCCCCGAAGUUUGAUCUCAAACAGCACAUUUAUCGCAUUGAGCCGGUGAUCACAAACUUUGACCUUGUGCAUCAUCUGCUGAUGUACCGCUGCCCUCCGACUGUGACAGAGCCGCUUGAGGCGGAAUGCUACACAUCUUUCAAAACCAACCUGUGUAUGGAGACUGUUGCGGUGUGGGGAGUUGGUGGAGCGGCUUUUGAAUUUCCAGAGGUGGCAGGACUUCCAAUUGGAGGAAAUGUUGGUGAUUUUCUCUACAGGCUUGAAGUGCAUUACAACAACCCCAAUAAAACUGCAGGUCGAGUUGAUAACUCAGGUCUGCGAUUCUAUUACACAUCUGAACUCCGUCAGCAUGAUGCAGCUGUUUUGGGGACAGGGCUUGUAGUGUCUUCUGGGUACGCCAUCCCACCCAAAGCCAAAUCCUUCCUCACGUACGGCCUGUGUGACACUGCUUAUAUUUCACAGGUUCUGGAGAAGCCACAAGAUCUUCAGGUGUUCUCUGUGAUGCUGCACACACACUUAGCUGGGCGGAAGGUGCGAGUCGGACACUUCAGAGGGGAAAAACAGAUUGAUUUCUUAGCUGUGGAUGAAAACUACGAUUUUGAAUACCAGGAUGUGACAAACUUGGGCAAAACUAAGACAGUGAAGUUGGGUGACAAAUUGCUGGUGGAGUGCACUUAUAACACUGAAAACCGCAGCGCACUCACAUGGGGGGGGCUGUCCACUUCAGAUGAAAUGUGUUUGGCCUUCCUCUUCUACUAUCCAGCUAUGAAUCUGAGCGGCUGUAUGAGCUUCCCCAAUACAACUACUUUAAGAGCUGAAAUGGGAACGCCAAAUCUAAAUAACUGGCUCAGUAUGAUGUCUACGAAGCCUUGGAAUGACACGUCUAUCAAUCAAUACCAGCAAACGCUGAAGAAAAUUGACCAGCUUGUCGUAAUUGCUGAUUCAUUUAAAAACAUAUCAUGCAACAUAGGGUUGAUUCCUAAUCUCAGUGUCAUCCCGUCUGCACCCUGCAUGAGUGGUUGUGACACCAGAAGUCUUGCUUUGCCGUUGCUGCUUUUCUGUUUAGCAGUGCAGUUCAUGCAAAAAUACUACUGAUGUAACCUGCUGUUCUGUUUAUGUUGAAGAUUAUAAAUCAAUCAAUCUAGAUUAGGAGCUCCUGGCAGCUCCACCCUCACAGGUAUAAUAGUUUCGAUAACCAAAAAUCCUACAAAAUAUAUGCUACUGUAUUAACAAAUCAUAUAAGGGAAAUCAGGUUUUACAUGCUCCUGAAAAUAUCAAGGAAUGUCAAAAGUGCAAUUUAAGGAUCUCCAAUAAUGAGAUGUAAUAUAAUAAUAAUAAUAAUAAUAAUAAUUUAUUUGUAUAGCACUUUUCAUACAUAGAAUCCAACUCAAAGUGCUUCACAGGCAAAAAACUAAACAAAAAAACAUCAGCAUGGUACAAAUGAUUCAACAAAUAUAAACAAAACAUAAUAAAAUAUAAUAGAAAAUUACAAAAAUUAAAGACAACAAAGAAAAAAAGAAAAAUAAUAAAAAUAAAUAAAAAAUACACACACCUCACACUAUUAUGCGCGUAGGCAACUUUAAAAAGCUAUGUUUUAACACGUUUUUUAAAAAUAUGAAUACUAGUGGACUCUCUUACUUCGUUUGGAAGACAAUUCCAAAUAUUUGGAGCAUAGUGACUAAAAGAAGUACCACCAGAUCGCUUAAGAUUUACUGUGUAAUAUGCUAAAAAUCCAGCACUAGAAGAUCGUAACAUUCGUUUAGGAUUAUAUCUUAACAGACAAUCAGAGAUAUAAGAAGGUGCAAGAUUAUGCAAUGCUUUAUAAACUAAAAUAUGAAUCUUAAAAUCAAUCCUUUGGUGCACUGGUAACCAAUGUAAUUCCAAUAAAACCGGUGUGAUAUGUUCCCGUUUCUUCAAUUUCAUUAAUACUCUAGCUGCUGCAUUUUGUAUCAAUCGCAGCUUAACUACAAAACCCUUAGGUAAACCAGUAUACACAGCAUUGCAAUAAUCUAGUCGAGAGAAUAUAAAUGCAUGAAUUAGUUUCUUAGCAUCAUCGAGAGAUAAAAACGGACGAAUCUUGGCAGUGUUUCUUAGAUGAUAGAAACAUGUUUUUGUAACUUGGUUAAUAUGAGACUUAAAACUCAGAUCACAGUCCAAAAUGACACUCAGGUUCUUUACCUCUUUCUUACAUUGUAUAGCUAAGAAACUCAAUUCAGCUUCAAUCCUCUCCCGCUCAGGUUUUUUACCCACAAUAAGAAUCUCAGUUUUAUCUUUGUUCAGUUUUGGACAAAUUUGUUAUUACAGCAGUGUCUUUCGGCUCAACUGAUAUAUAUAUAACUGUAUGUCAUAUGUAUGUACAUAGCAUGUAUUUACAAAUUAAUCUAUGCAAUUAACAUACAUUUAAACUUAAAAUUAUUUUUCAAUGAUAAAGCCAAAACAAUGAUAUUUUUCAUUUUUACUGUUGAUUUUGUGUUUAAUUGUUGUUUUAUAAUAAUUAUUUUUCAAAAGUGUAUUACAAAUAUUUAAUGGCUUAAAAGUUAUAAAACUUAAAACAAUUUAGUGGCUUGGUUUUACCAUUUAUAACAUGUUUUCAAUGUCUGAAUUA
Molecule: messenger RNA, 3281 nt
Organism: Labeo rohita (rohu)
Lineage: Eukaryota; Metazoa; Chordata; Actinopteri; Cypriniformes; Cyprinidae
Product: DBH-like monooxygenase protein 2 homolog
Exons: 13
Coding region: 62-1771 (569 amino acids)
Biological process (GO): norepinephrine biosynthetic process; dopamine catabolic process; octopamine biosynthetic process
Cellular component (GO): secretory granule membrane
Molecular function (GO): copper ion binding; dopamine beta-monooxygenase activity
Source: RefSeq, a predicted model, not a curated record